AUGCCAGGUAUCCGUGGGUUCCCACUUUCACUACUACCCCUUCUUCGCAUGCGCCCUUCGCGCUCUGGUCCUGUAAAUCAGGAGCAUGGAGCUGUCGCACACACUGGCCGUGGUUUCUUUCCUCAGGGCAAGCUCAAGGCCAUCUUCAGUAAGAAGGACAAGAAGGACAAGAAGGGCGCCAAGCCCGACGAGUCCAAGCCGGCUGACACCGCGCCCGCUGCCGCUCCCGCUGCCGCUCCUGCUGCCGGAGCUCCCGCUGAGGUCAAGACGGAGGAAGCUAAGCCGGCUGAGGCAGCUGCUCCUGCUGUGACCACCGAGGCUCCCGCCGCAGCCCCUGCCGCAGCUGCCACCGAGGCCCCUAAGACCGAGGAGGCGAAGCCCGCCGCUACUUCUUAA
Pseudomassariella vexata is the source of this 396-nucleotide messenger RNA. RefSeq lists its product as uncharacterized. The record is from RefSeq and is a predicted model, not a curated record. The transcript is spliced from 4 exons. NCBI's taxonomy places the organism in Eukaryota, Fungi, Ascomycota, Sordariomycetes, Amphisphaeriales, Pseudomassariaceae. Bases 1 to 396 code for a protein of 131 amino acids.